Molecule: messenger RNA, 1773 nt
Organism: Euleptes europaea (tarantolino)
Lineage: Eukaryota; Metazoa; Chordata; Lepidosauria; Squamata; Sphaerodactylidae
Product: KIAA1328 ortholog
Exons: 11
Coding region: 1-1773 (590 amino acids)
Source: RefSeq, a predicted model, not a curated record
AUGGUUUCUGAUGAAGACCAGUCGCUGGUGUACAUCCCAGGAGUGUCUGCAGAGGGGAAUUUUAGCGCAAGACACCUGCCGAGAAGUCAGAACGCAGAAGCGAAGGGCAAGAAACCUGUAGCAUCUGCCUCUAUCCCGAUGGAUGCCUUGAAACACACCGAAGAAGCCGCUGGGCAGCAGGUCCCUGACAAAGGAGGAAUGAAGAGUGCUUCUCUAAAGGAUUUAUGUCCCGAAGACAAGAGGCGCAUCGCAAACUUAAUUAAGGAGCUCGCAAGGGUGAGCGAAGAGAAAGAGGUGACGGAGGAGCGGCUGAAAGCUGAACAGGAGUCCUUCGAGAAGAAGAUCAGACAACUGGAGGAGCAGAACGAGCUCAUCAUCAAAGAAAGGGAAGCCCUGCAGCAGCAGUACAGAGAAUGCCAGGAACUGUUGAGCCUUUAUCAGAAGUAUCUCUCUGAGCAGCAAGAAAAAUUGACGCACUCUCUUUCGGAGCUGGAGGCCGCCAAGCAGAAGGAGCAACAGAUGUCCCACCAGAGAAGUCUCUGUCAGCCACAGUUUGAGCUGGACGGGUCCUACCUCAAUAUAGCAAGACCCCAGACUCUGUACAAAAACAACAGCAGCGGUCCUUCUGCAUCCGUGGCUCCGCCGUGCCAGAACAGCCACGGUCCUGAGGUUCCAAUCCAUGAUGGCAGGCCAGAAGAUCAGAGCCGGUGUCUGCUGGAAAACAGGCUGCAUGGGAAAUGCAACAACCUGGUCUCCCCGGGCAAGCCAAAGGAGCUUCCCCACACAAAAAGAACUCCUGACGCAUGCCAGAGGGUCAGCGAGUGCCCGCUUCCAGCUUGCGCCUUUCACAAGAAGGCUUGUAGCUCAGAUUACAGCUUCUUCCAGGAGGGCUACCACACUCCAAGAAGACCCACCGGGCCGCAUGGCGGAGUGUCCCCAGACCGCCCGGGCCCGUCGCGUUCCUUGGGGAUGAACGGUAGCCCGGGCUCCGGGUCCAAAGGGAAGGGGCGGGGCCAGAGGCUGUCGGAGGAAAGGAGGAGGCAGCUCCUGCUGCAGAAGAUGGAGCUGGAGAUCGAAAAGGAGCGCCUGCAGAACCUCUUGGCCGAAAAGGAGGCCAAGCUCUUGCUUCAGCAGCAGGAGCUGCGCCAGUCCAGGCAGGCUUAUGACAGGUGUAAAGGCCAUCGUCCUAACUCAGAAGACCUUCUCGUCGAGUCGGUGCUGAUGAGGCCCGGCGGGCCGGACCCCAUGAUGAAUGGCCCUGGUGGGGUCCUCAGUCCCACCAGGUCUGAGUGCGAAGGUUGCGUCUCCAGAACCCUAGCCUCAGGGAGAGGCUGCAGAGCGCCAGGAAGCAGUGGAGGAAGCAGUUCUGGAAAGAAAAAUGUCGGCUUCAGCGUGGAUGGGGAAGAGGAAGCCCCAUGGGGGCAGGCUGAGAAGGAAGGGGUCAGGCCGAGGAGAGGGACGGCCGCGGGCUCCCGGAAGGACGCGGCGACAUCCCCUGGACUGACAGGCUGCAGAAAGGAGCUUGUAACCGCAGCCACGUCCCCAAUCCGCCGUGACACCUCAGGAUACGAGGCCUCCCUCUUUGACCUGGUGGAAGCAAUGAGCCCCGGGUUCCAGCAUCGCUGCGGUGAUCGUUGCGGCCACCACAAGUCGCUGGCGCCACGGAGCGGGAGCCGGAGGAACCCUGGCUGGAGUCGGAACCCUUCCGGGCCCAGAAACGGGGCCGCCGAGCUAGAAGAGAGUCGAAUUUUGGAGGAGAUCUUUUUCAUUUGA